CGUUGUGGCAGUCAUUAUUUAGCCACAGAAGGCUUGUCACCUAUUGCUGCGUGUCUCAAGGACGGCUUCCCACGGGAUUCACGUAAUAUUAUACAUCUCUCCAUAACAUCAUGAAAGCAUGGAAAUGAAUGGUGAUUCAGCCUACUGAAUGACUCGUGUGUAACACUAUAGGCUAGAUACUGAUCGCUCCCGAAAACAAUCUUGGCACAAAGGCUAGAGGCUAUUCAACGCGCGAUGGUUGCGGUUCGUCAUGGAUCGUGUUCCAGUGACAUUUCGUUCCAUGGCAAGGACCUUUAGGUUUCAGAGGUGCCACUACCUACAGCAUCGAUCCCACAAGUACACGGACUACCGCUUUGUUUACACCAGUGCUCGUGUCCGGCACCUUUCCAUCAUAAAUGUCAGGAACAAUAAUAUUGUGCUUAUUUGCCAUGCAUUAUAUAAGGUUAUUGGUUUAGAUGCUAAUAUUGGCAUUAUUCAUCUUAGCCGUUGAUGCCUAGAUGAAGCAUCUCCUGGGCCCUCCUCCGGACGGCCUGUGCCCCGUCCCGUACUUGAAGGACAAAUGUGAUGCAGAUGACUGCCUCCAGGCAGGUAUCAGUUACUUGGCCUGCCACAGAGCAGAUAAUAGGUGGAAACUAGGCCUCCCACGUUAGGAAGGGGCGGGGCAAGUGAUGAGCACUGACCGCCGUUGGUACGAGCCACCCACACCUAGGGACUGGCGCCGCCCCAGCGCUACUGAGCUUCAACGUCUCCAGUCUUCCAUGUCUCUCCGGAAGGCUAUCUUGGACCGGACUACUUCCUCCACUCCUAUCAGCAAAACCCUGGAUCGCACCUCUCUUAGUACGUCUUCCUCUUCCAGCGGAAGGUCCGUUAUUCCUGAAGUGAACAAAAGUUUACUCGAGCGAAAUCUUCAGGAAUUCGUGUCCAAGGAACUACUGAAUGACCCGCUUAAAAGACCCAUAAGGCUUCCUGCUGGAAGAGAUAGUAGGCCGGCUAGUCUUCGUCGCAAUCAGUCGCUUGCAAAUCUAAAUGCUUCAUAUAUUUUAAAGAACUGGCAUGGCACGGAUGUUUUUGAAAGUGUGGUUACUACUCCAUCUCGCCCUCGAAGCUCAUCUAUGACUAAAUAUGCUCCUCUUCCUUCCAUUACUUCUGCAAAGAAUCCUGAAUAUCAGCCACCGCCACUUAUCAGGAGCAGAACUUUUGAUGUAAUUGAUACCAAAAUGAAAAAUUUGCCUACAGUAGAUGACUCCCAGGUGAACCAUGGCCAGGAGUCAGAAAAAGAAAAUGAGUUGGAGCCCCCUCUUCUGGUUACUGCAAGCAUUGAAGGAAAGACUCUACCGGAAUAUUUAUCUCAUGCGCGGGAUGGUCUCCUCAGAUCUCGUCCAGCAACGCGCUACGGACGAUCAGAAUUGUUCAAGUCAUUUGGGGAGAAUUAUCCUGUUGGGGUUGCUUGGGCAUCAGAAGGAACCUCACUAAAUCCAUUUCAGUUUUCUGUAAGCAAACACAAUAAAGAAUCUCUCUUCUACCCAUCCUACAGUGAAACUGACUUCGACCAAUGCACAUUUCCUGAUAAGCAAUAUGGAAACAAGGAAUUCCACAGCCAUAUAAUUCCUUGUCAAGAUUACCAGGAGAUGGCAGGUGAAAUGCAAGACAGUAGGAAGAAAAGAGACAUGACAGAUGAUAGUAAUGAUGACUGUAGCUGCAGUGAUCAAGAAAAUAAUGAUAAUGCUGAUGAAAUUGAUGAUGACGAUGAUGAUGAUGAUGAUGAGCUGAAUGAUGAUAAUGAUGAUGAUAGUGAUUAUGAGGAUGAUAAUGAUGACGAUGGUGUUGAUGACGGUGGUGGUAGUGGUGGUGGAAGUGAUGGUGAAAACAAUGAAAAAAUAAAAGAAGAGAACAAGGAAACGAUUUCACAGGCUGAGGAAUCUUCAGGAGGCAAUGAAGAUAUCCACAUAUACUUCAUGUUGCCAGACGACUCUCUCCUGGUAGUGCGCACAUCCUCUGACUGGAACUUGGCGGCGCUCCUGGGCGCUGUGGGUGGAAUGCGGAUGGGUGGACGUCGGCUGCAGGUGAUGCUGGACGGCGUGCAUGAACGAGACCUUAGCACCGGCAUCCAGGAUCUGGGCAUCGUCCACAACACCACUGUUUACCUGCUGCAUGCUGGGUAAUUGUGUGUGUGUGUGUGUGUGUAUGUAUGAGAGAGAGAAAGAGAGAGAGAGAGAGAGAGAGAAAAAAGGGGGUGCGACUGUGCUGAACUGUCACCUUCCUUUUCAUACUGCAAUUCACAAGUUAACAGGUGUUGUCAAACAUUUGCCAUGCAAAUUCACCAUUGUACAGUUUUAUGUACUGGUUCUUCAUAUGUGAUUCGCACCUAAUUUUUACUAAAUAAAAUGACAACGUA
Messenger RNA from Portunus trituberculatus (swimming crab), 2395 nucleotides. RefSeq lists its product as uncharacterized. The transcript has 3 exons. Lineage: Eukaryota; Metazoa; Arthropoda; Malacostraca; Decapoda; Portunidae. The coding region runs from base 669 to 2162 and encodes 497 amino acids. The record is from RefSeq and is a predicted model, not a curated record.